AUGGAUGGCCUCAUUGAUGGAAAUGAUAAUCGGAAUGAAAUUGCGUGGCGAAUAUCUGCGGAAUUAGAAUGUAAAAGGUAUCUACUUCCUAUGGAUGAAGUCUGGGACUGUCUUGAUCUACAUGAGAUAGGAAUCCAUGAUAACCAAAACGAUUGUAACAUGGUAUUGACCACUAGAUACCACGACAUUUGUCAUUAUAUGGAAACUGAUGAACAAAUUUAUGUGCGGCAAUUGUCUAUAACUUAUGCGUAUAAAAUGUUCUUGGAGAAAGUGGGUAGGAAUGUAAAUCUUCCAGGCAUUGAACCAAUUGCCAAGUUAGUUGUUGAUGAGUGUGCUGCCUUGCCGCACUUGAGAGACAUGGUAGCGAGAGCCUUUAGGAAUAAAGAUAAUAUUCACCUCUCGAAUGAUGGACUAAAGAGUUUACGAAAAUUUCCAAGUAUCAAAAUCCAGGAGAUGGAUGAAUUGAUUGAGUUUUUAAAGUUUUGUUAUGAAGAGUUAGAUGGUUAG
Juglans regia (Persian walnut) is the source of this 507-nucleotide messenger RNA. Its product is annotated as probable disease resistance protein At4g27220. The transcript has a single exon. The coding region runs from base 1 to 507 and encodes 168 amino acids. Gene Ontology annotation, biological process: defense response to other organism. Gene Ontology annotation, molecular function: ADP binding. The record is from RefSeq and is a predicted model, not a curated record. Lineage: Eukaryota; Viridiplantae; Streptophyta; Magnoliopsida; Fagales; Juglandaceae.